AUGAGACUGAGGGUGGGCAGGCAGGUGCGGGGGGUGAGUGGCUGGCCUCAUGGGGCUGAUGGUGUCGUGGAGAUCCGCUCCGUCCACGUGGGUGUCGUGGUCAUCAGGGCCGUGUACUCAGGCUUCUAUGUGGCCAUGAGCCGCUGGGGCCGCCUCUAUGGGUCGCGGGUCUACACUGUCGACUGCAGGUUCCGGGAGCGCAUCGAGGAGAAUGGCUACAACACCUAUGCCUCGCUCCGCUGGCGCCACCAUGGCCGGCCCAUGUUCCUGGCGCUGGACGGGCAGGGGGCACCCCGGCGAGGCGGUCGAACGCGGCGCCACCACCUGUCAACCCACUUCCUGCCGGUGCUGGUCUCCUGA
Molecule: messenger RNA, 360 nt
Organism: Galeopterus variegatus (Sunda flying lemur)
Lineage: Eukaryota; Metazoa; Chordata; Mammalia; Dermoptera; Cynocephalidae
Gene: FGF22
Product: fibroblast growth factor 22
Exons: 3
Coding region: 1-360 (119 amino acids)
Biological process (GO): positive regulation of protein phosphorylation; animal organ morphogenesis; fibroblast growth factor receptor signaling pathway
Cellular component (GO): cytoplasm
Molecular function (GO): fibroblast growth factor receptor binding; growth factor activity
Source: RefSeq, a predicted model, not a curated record